AUCCCAGCCUUACUUGCGCUUCUCGGCCUACUGACUGAGCAAAUUAGAGAGUUGCGAACGAAACUUUGAAGACGAAGUGCGAACUGCCGUCUGCGAAGGAGCCUGCGACGAGGAAUCGAGGAUGAAGGAGUUGUGAACCUGCGUGAACAUUAGCCGCGCCGCCUACUUCGUCCGCCGUCCGACCGUUGUCUGCCUGUCCCUGUCCGCCUUUGGCCCUCUGCGGCUCUGCGCCUCCCUCUAGCCCACCCUGGGACUUUCUGGAUCCACCCUUGCGAGCUCCGACGCCUCGCAGCGAGCUAGCGACGCCCUCUAGCCUGCCACCGCGCAACCACGUCCCUUCUCAAGCCUUUAAAAUCACGAGCGUACCGUCCGUCCAAACGGGUGCACGACGCCUUACCAGUCCGACGGUCCACCUUCCCUGGGCCGAAUCUAGGGGGCUAAAAUGUCCAGGUUUCGUUCACUAUUGCAAGCAUCCCUUGCUACAACUAAAAGAGCGCUUACAUGGAACCUUGAAGACUUAACUCCUCCAAGUGAAAGAUAUAUUUUCAAUUUCAACUCAAAAGCUGAACUGAAAAAGUGGCAUUUAUAUUCAGAUUCUGAAUAUGGAGGUAUGUCAUCUGCUUCUCUAGAGAUUAAAGAUACAAGUGAUGGAUCUAGUGCUGUUGGGAUAUUUUCUGGAAACCUCUCUCUGGAUGUUGUCGAGGGUUCAACCGGGAACAUGACUAGAAGUGGCUUUUGCGGAAUGAGGUCUAAAAAGUUUGAUGGCUUCAUCGACUUGGAUGCAUACGACACAAUAGCAGUCAAACUGAAAGGAGAUGGGAGGAACUACAUCUCUACUAUCUACACCCAGAAUUGGGUGAAUUCUCCUGGGCAAGAGGAAGAUAACUCAUGGCAGGCAUUUGUUUUUGUACCUAAAGACGACUGGUACAUAGCUAAGAUACCACUUUCCAUGUACAUGCCGACAUGGAGAGGAAACAUAAUAAAUGCAAAGUUGGAGAUGAAUCCAUCCCGAGUUCUGGCUAUGGCUCUAUCUGUCAAUGCAGAAGGUGGAGUCCCAGGUGCGAGGUCUGGCCCUGGAGAUUUUCAUGUGGAAAUUGAUUGGAUCAAAGCCUUACGAACAGUAUGAACAAGAGGCUGAGGCAGGUUUUACUACUUAGAAAGUGUGGUUGCAAGAAUCGACUGAGGCUGCGCUAUUAUAGAAAAUAUGCAGCACUUAAAUUUGUAUUGAUAAAGUACUGGAUUUCCCACUUUCCUAGUUUGGUUGUUUUUCCCAAGGUGCUUAUAAUCCAGAGGCAUAGUACUAUAGUAGUUUAGCACUUUAGCGGGUACAUCGGUACAUACUCUUUACAUUGUCACCGCAAAAUAUAAACGUAAGUGGGACUUACAAAAUAUAUAUGUGGGAGGCUCAGUAUUUGUGAUUAUGCUAUUCAGCAUGCAAUUGUAAUAAUUACAAAAAAAACUGUGUUACGUU
This is a messenger RNA of Cuscuta europaea, 1471 nucleotides long. Lineage: Eukaryota; Viridiplantae; Streptophyta; Magnoliopsida; Solanales; Convolvulaceae. The record is from the annotation of a GenBank genome assembly.